This is a messenger RNA of Juglans regia (Persian walnut), 2234 nucleotides long. RefSeq names its product protein AUXIN RESPONSE 4. Gene Ontology annotation, cellular component: mitochondrion; endoplasmic reticulum. The transcript is spliced from 3 exons. Gene Ontology annotation, molecular function: hydrolase activity. Lineage: Eukaryota; Viridiplantae; Streptophyta; Magnoliopsida; Fagales; Juglandaceae. Bases 563 to 2005 code for a protein of 480 amino acids. Gene Ontology annotation, biological process: auxin polar transport. The record is from RefSeq and is a predicted model, not a curated record.
AUUUCUGUUGAAAAAUGAGUCAACCGAAAACAAUUUCGGUCAUCCUAGUUCUAUCUCAGUGCCGGUGCGCAUGCUCACUCACUCACUACUCCUUGUCUCUGACACACUCGCGUACGGAAAUUGGAAUCUGUCAUUUCUCUUUUCAUCUUUAAUUCUCCGGCGAUCACUGAUUCAUAAAAGUCUCCGGCAGUGGUCUCUGAUUUAUUUUUUGCUAUUCCAGGUUGCAUCUAUACUUCUCUCUCUCUCUUUCCUUUCGCCCUCGCAUGCAUUUCGUGUCCUUUGCCAGGGUAUCCAUAGUUAGGAUAGAAGAUCGGAAUCUUCAAUACUAAGCGCGCUCAGUGAUACGCCGUCCAGAAAGGCGCCGGUCACAAGCAAGAUCUAAAGUCUCAUGUCCCAAGCAAAUUGACUAAUCACCAACUGACGUGACUUCGCGGCAUUGAACAAGAAGUCUCAGCCACUGUCAAGAUCCCAAGAGCACUGUAUCACCAGCUUCCUCCAAUUGCCGCCUGUCACAAGAGACAUCCAAGAUAGGUAAUUGCUUUUAAAGCUCUAAAACUUGUCAAUGGCGAUUAUAACUGAAGAGCAAGACCAGCCCCAAUCCCCCAAGAGAUCACACUCCCAAACCCAACCACCCAGAAGUGACAAACUCAUUUCAACUCCCAAUUCGAAAUCCCAAACUGCCAACCCCUUUACCUUCUGGUUCUACUUCACCCUGUUAGUCUCCCUCACCACCCUUGUUUUCAUCUCCCUCUCUUAUCUAAGCCCUCAUCAAGACCCCAAGUCUUGGUUUUUAAGCCUACCCAAUAAUCUUCGUCAGCACUACAUAAAGGGUCGCAUUAUUAAGGUCCAAACAAGCCCAAAACAAGCACCCAUUGAGGUUUUUACCAUGGAACACGGCCCUGUUGGGUCUGAAAAUGUUGUGUUAGUUCAUGGUCUGGGUCUUAGUUCCUACUCCUUUCGUGAAGUUAUCAGUAUUUUAGGCUCAAAAGGUGUUCAUGUGGUUGCUAUUGAUUUACCUGGAAACGGGUUUUCUGAUAAGUCAGUAGUAGAGGUUGUUGAGGGAGGGAAUGGGGUUUUUGGCAGGCUUUUGGAUGUGUAUGAUGAAAUCCAAGAAAAGGGUUUGUUUUGGGCAUUUGAUAAGGUGAUUGAGACUGGGCAGAUUCCUUACGAGGAAAUUGGGAACCGGGUUUCAAAGAGGAAGGUCAUUAGACCAAUUGAAUUGAAUCCUGAUGAGAUUGGGAGGGUGUUGGGGCAAGUGGUUGAGACAAUGGGACUGGCUCCUGUGCAUUUAGUUUUGCAUGAUUCUGGUUUGGGCUUUGGUGGUAAUUGGGUUUUGGAGAAUCCAGGGUUAGUGAGGAGUGUGACGCUUAUUGAUACUGAUUCUAAAGCAGUAGGGGCAUUGCCUUUGUGGAUUUUAGAAAUUCCAGUUGUUAGGGAGGUCGUGCUGGGUGUUUCAAUUGUGUAUACACAGUUUAUAAACUUGUGUUGUUCAAGGGGGAUUGGUGUUUCAGAUGCAGAGGCACAUAGACUUCUUUUGAGGGGAAGGGAUGGUAGGAGAGCUGUUGUAGGUAUGGGGAGGAAGAUGAAUCAAAGCUUCAAUAUAGCUGAGUGGGGUGGUUCAGAUGGUUUAAAAGAUAUGCCCAUGCAAGUUCUUUGGUCUAGUGAUUGGUCCAAAGAAUGGAGUGAAGAGGGACAUCGUGUUGCUGAUGCACUUCCACAGGCAGCUUUUGCCACACAUUCUGGUGGGCGGUGGCCUCAUAAGGAUGCAGCGGAUAAGCUAGCUGAAAGUAUUGUUCAAUUUGUUUCCUCAUUACCCAAAUCUGUCAGAAAAGUUGAGGAAGAGAUUAUCCCAGAACAUAUUCAGAAGAUGUUUGAUGAUGAAAAAAGAAGUGAUAAUCCCCAUCACCAUGCUCAUGGCGGCCAUGACCACCAUGAUAGUCAUGCUCAUGCUCAUGGAGCUGGUUACAUGGAUGCAUAUGGGCUUGAUCGCGGAUGGUCAAGUUGAUGCCUUUUCCUUUUCUUCUCUACCACUACUUGGCAGUGAUUGCAACUGAACUAAAUGUUAGAUCUUGCCCAGGGGCUUUUCCUUUUGAUGCCAUAGAUACUUGGGAUUUCUGAUAUCAUGACAUGCUUGAUACCUCCAUGGAAAAAGCUUCACAUCAUAUAUUAACGUUCACAACUUUUGAAAAUGUAAUGUUGUAUUUAAUCAUUAAGGUGAGCUCAAUUUAGUACAA